AUGGCAAGGAGAUAUGACUCACGUACCACGAUCUUCUCGCCAGAGGGACGAUUGUAUCAAGUCGAGUAUGCGAUGGAAGCUAUCAACCAUGCCGGAACGGUGAUCGGGAUCUUGGCCUCUGGUGGUACCUCAGCCGCGGCAGGAGAAGAAACUAAGACGACCAGCUCAGAAGAUGUAGCGAUGUCUGAUGCCAGUCCCCUUGCUACUAAACCUACCGAGCCCAUCGCUACCAAGAAAGGCAAGAGACGCACUGGGAUCGUUCUUGCCGCCGAGAAGAAGGUGACCAGCAAAUUAUUGGAAAAGGAGGAAGGCACGGGGGAGAAGAUUUUCUUGAUCAAUGGAAACUUGCUAUCCGGUGUUGCAGGCUACACAGCCGAUGCUAACUCUUUAGUGAACUACUCGCGUAACGUUGCUCAAGGACAUUUGAUGUCUUACGAUACUGACAUGCCUGUAGAGCAGAUGGUUAAAAGACUCUGUGAUUUGAAGCAAGGCUACACUCAGUUUGGAGGACAGCGUCCAUUUGGUGUAUCGUUUCUGAUUGCCGGAUAUGAUCCUCAUCAUCAAUUCCAACUGUAUUCAACCGAUCCCUCCGGAAACUAUGCCGCUUGGAAAGCCACUUGUAUCGGAAGUGGCAACUCAACUGCCACCUCCUUACUCCGACAAGAUUACAAAGAUACGAUGGACCUCGACGAAGCGAUUGUUCUUGCACUCAAAGUGCUCAGCAAGACGAUGGAUGAUACGAGUCUCAGCUCAGACCGAGUCGAGUUUGCCGUAAUCUCUACCGAUGAAGACUCCGGUCAACCUCAUGUACGAAUCUAUAAGCCGGCAGAAAUCGACGAGCUUUUGAAGGCUCAAGGGCUGACUAAGGUCCCUGAAUCAGCGACAGAAACAGCCAUGAAAUCUUAA
Molecule: messenger RNA, 906 nt
Organism: Puccinia triticina
Lineage: Eukaryota; Fungi; Basidiomycota; Pucciniomycetes; Pucciniales; Pucciniaceae
Exons: 8
Coding region: 1-906 (301 amino acids)
Biological process (GO): ubiquitin-dependent protein catabolic process
Cellular component (GO): proteasome core complex; cytosol; nucleus
Source: RefSeq, a predicted model, not a curated record